Vitis vinifera (wine grape) is the source of this 1200-nucleotide messenger RNA. RefSeq names its product bZIP transcription factor 30. The transcript is spliced from 4 exons. NCBI's taxonomy places the organism in Eukaryota, Viridiplantae, Streptophyta, Magnoliopsida, Vitales, Vitaceae. The record is from RefSeq and is a predicted model, not a curated record. Gene Ontology annotation, molecular function: DNA binding; DNA-binding transcription factor activity. The coding region runs from base 82 to 972 and encodes 296 amino acids. Gene Ontology annotation, cellular component: nucleus. Gene Ontology annotation, biological process: positive regulation of DNA-templated transcription.
GUAUAAAUUGUGAGUCCUUUUUUCCGUUUCAUGUAUUUUCUGCUAACAUAGCUGUUGCCUGCUUGUUUUGCAGGCAUAGCAAUGGAUGGCAUGAACAGAAAGGAUCGCUUCGGACUUCCGCCUCUGCCACAGCCACCUCGGUCUAGGGCUCCUUCAACCCUUGUACCCCCUAUGCCAUCUCAACUUGGGAGGCAACCCCAGUUGAUGAUGAUCAGUGGUGGGGAUGGCAGGAGGCCAUUUCCAGAAGGAUUGAGCCGCAACAUCAUUCCCCAGAAUCAGUCUCAACACCCUGAAAAUGAUCCAAUCUCCACUGGUCUUGUAGUCUCCGCCGCUGGUGUUGGUACUGGAGUCACUUUCAGAACUGAAUCCAUGACUGUGAGUGAUGCCAGGGGUACACAACCAGACCCUAACAUGGAUGACAGGAGACUCAGACGGCUUCUUUCAAACCGAGUGUCUGCUCAGAGAUCUAGAAUGAGAAGGACUAACUACAUUAAUGAAUUGGAAAACCAUGUGAAAGAACUUGAGACCCGGAUAGCAGAACUCUCUCCUGAAUUGAUAGUAUACCAAGGGAAGAAAAAGCUGCUACAACUGGAGAAUGAGUUGAUGAAACAAAAGAAGACCAUGAUUCAAGAACAUCUGAAUCUCAAACAUGCUGAAACUAAGGCUCACCAAAAGGAAAUUUAUCACCUUAAGCAACUUUUUGAGAUGCAACAGCAGCAAAACCAGGCAUGGAUGUCCUCCUGCACAUCUGGGCAGGUGGAUUAUAUCACAAAUCAAGGCAUGUAUCAGGCUUGGCCUGUUCAGAACAUGUAUCAACCUUGGGUGGAGCAGGCUGAGAAUCCCGACAUCCUUCAACCAACCGGGUGGGAGCAUUCAGGGAGUUUGGGAAUAUCAAUUUCUGAGCCUAAUGAGAAGGUGACUUCCGAGGCAUAUCAACCUGCUUCGGAAGUGAAGGGGCUUAAGGAGAUAUAAAGGCUCCAACAACAGAAAAUGCAAGGUUGAGGAUUGCUGGUUUAGGAUAUUGCAUUUUCAUGAAUGAACAGAUUGAAAACUCUAGCCAGGCUGGUUGGCUUAGAGGACGAUUGCGUUUUUUUUCCCUUCUGAUUUGAAUUGCUUAGUUUGUUUCUAUGGUUUAGGUCCUUUUUUUGUCCUUUUAUGGCUUUCUUUGAAAUUCAAACUGGUCCAGCUAUUUAGUGUGCU